Molecule: messenger RNA, 970 nt
Organism: Nothoprocta perdicaria
Lineage: Eukaryota; Metazoa; Chordata; Aves; Tinamiformes; Tinamidae
Gene: PEX26
Product: peroxisomal biogenesis factor 26
Exons: 5
Coding region: 1-933 (310 amino acids)
Biological process (GO): protein import into peroxisome membrane; protein import into peroxisome matrix
Cellular component (GO): peroxisomal membrane; peroxisome
Molecular function (GO): ATPase binding; protein-containing complex binding
Source: RefSeq, a predicted model, not a curated record
AUGAGGAGCGAGCUGGCGGCGGCGGAGCCGAGCGGGGCGGCGGAGCCCCUCGCGGGGCCGCUGGUGGCGGCGAUGUCGGCCCCGGCGCGGGCGGCCUCGCUGCUGGAGGAGGCGACGGACCUGCUGGUGCUGCAUCGCGACUUCGCCGCCGCCCUGGAGCGGUGCGAGGCGGGCUGCGGCAGCCUGGGCCCCGCCGGGGCCGAGGCCGAGGCAGGGGCCGAGGCCGGGAGCUCCGCUGAAGUGAAAUGCUCCCUCUGCGUUGUGGGGAUCCAGGCGCUGGCGGAGAUGAACCGCUGGCGGGAGGUUCUGCCCUGGCUCCUGCAGUACUAUGAGGCCCCGGAGCAGCUGCCUGCCAAGGUGCUGGAGCUCUGUAUCCUGUUAUAUAGCAAAGUGAGAGAGCCGCAGGUCAUGCUGGAGGUUGGCAGUAGCUGGCUGAGAGACAUAACCAAUAAGAGCCUCCCUGAGUACAGUUCAUUGCUGGAGCUCUACCUGCUGCGUGUUUUGCUUCCCUUGGGCCAGUUUGAGGAGGCAGAAGAGCUUGUACGGGGCUGCGAAGCUUUGGACAGUGCACAACAGCUAGCACUUCUCAGGACCAUCUGUGAAAGCCAAUGUCAGUGGUCUCAACAGGAAGAGAUGCACUCUGUGGCUGAAGAGCAGCAGGGCACCACAAGAGAAGCAGUUCUGGGUGCUCUGCCCCAAAAACUCUUGGCCAUGUUGACAUUGCUCCGCAGAGCACUGACGUCCAUAUCAAGCCACUUCUAUUUAAUUCCUUACAAAAAGAUGCUCUUGGCUGUGUUCAUGCUCUAUCUGGUGGUGAGAUUAGACCCAGCUUCUCCCACAUCACUGCCGUUUCUUUACAGACUGGUCCAGCUUUUCCGACAGGCUUGGGCAGCUGUAUUUCCUCCAGUCCGCAGGCCUCCAGUUCAAGACUAAGUGGCUACCCCUGCAGAACUCUUUUUUUCCUUUUUUU